AUGACAUCAGCAAACUCAACCCCAAGUUUCCUGGCAUUAAUUCAGUUGUGUUUCCUCCAUCUCCAGGGAAACCGUGGUCGCACUGGAGUUGUCAUUGCUGCCUACAUGCAUUACAGCAACAUCUCGGCCAGUGCUGACCAAGCUUUGGAUCGAUUUGCCAUGAAGAAAUUCUACGAAGACAAGAUCCUUCCAGUGGGCCAGCCCUCCCAACGCAGGUAUGUGCAUUAUUUCAGUGGGCUGCUCUCUGGAACUAUCAAGAUGAACAACAAGCCUUUGUUCUUGCAUCAUGUCAUCAUGCACGGAAUUCCUGACUUCGAGGCCAAAGGUGGAUGUCGGCCAUUCCUGAAGAUCUACCAAUCAAUGCAGCCAGUUUAUACGUCAGGAAUCUACAACAUUCCCGGAGACGGACAGACCAGUAUCUGUAUAACCAUCGAGCCAGGCCUCAUGCUCAAAGGAGACAUACUGCACCUGGAGAAUGGCCCCAGUGUCUCUGUCGAUUAUAACACUGCCGACCCUUUGAUCCGCUGGGAUUCGUACGAGAACUUCAACGCUCAGCGAGAGGACCAUCCAGAGGAUGUGGUGCACACCCAGGGCCCUUUGGACGGGAGUUUGUACGCCAAAGUAAAGAAGAAGGAUUCAACUGAUGGCACGGCCAAUCCAGUUACUGCUAAUGGUAUUCCCUUACCCGGGGUGCCCAACCACAUUGAGCACACCCUCUCGGUGAGCAGUGAUUCAGGUAACUCCACCGCCUCCACCAAAACCGACAAGACCGACGAACCACCUGCCGCCAGUGCCCAGGGCAUCACGCCAGAAGAGAGGAGAGAACUUGCUCGCCUGCUGAGUGGUUUCGGGCUGGACAGUGAGGUGCCCAUGCACACCCGGGCCGCUGCGGCGCACCAUGUGCUGGUGCCUGCCCAGGUUCACGUCAACGGAGACCUGCCAUUGGCCAGUGCUGAGCGGGAAACGGACAUUCUGGAUGAUGAUUUGCCCAACCAUGACCUGAACAGUAUCGACAGCGUGGGGACCCUCUCUUCCUUUGACGGUGCCUACCCUUCAGCCGCGGGGGAGGCAAAUUACCGCGAGUGUCCUCCCAUGGACCAGACCGCACUCGUGUCCAACGGGCCACCAUUGGGUUACACCAACAAACUCCAACGAGGGGGCUACGGUGAGCCAGAGCUGGUGGAGUCGGGUUACACCAAGAACAUCCCAAGGAGCAUCAGCAUCACACAGCCCAACCAAACCCCACCCCCGAGGGGUCACUUGGUUCCUGUCAUCUCCAGCCCUCAGCCAGUCACUUACACAAUGCCGAGCUGUGUCCAACAACCUCAGACUGCCAUUGUCCAACAGUCCUACCCAACCGCACCAAACGCCAUGUACCGCUCACAGUCAUUCAGUAUGCCUGACAACUCCAGGCAUGACCCAGUGCCCCAGACACCAAAACGCAGUACCAGCAGCAGAGACGCUGUGCAAAGAGGCCUGAGCAGCUGGCAGCAGCUGGACCGGUGGUCACCACCAUACCCACAGGCCAAUGGACUACCUGAGGGACCCAGCGACACUUUGAGAACUCAAAGCCCACAGCACAGCAGUUCCGAACCCACGCUGCAAAGCCAUAACAUCCCGGAGUUCCCAAGGAUGGCCUCUCAGCAGGAGAUUGAACAGUCCAUUGAGGCCCUCAAUAUCCUCAUGCUGGACCUCGACCCUUCCUUGUCUCAGGCACAAAGGUUUCAGAAUGAGCCCGCUCCACAUCCCCAUCCCCCCGACCAUCGGGACAGCACCCAGACAUCCUCCAACACCACUGUGUCUGCUAAUCUGCAUACGCCAACCCAACCAUUGGCACGCACGGCUGAUCUAAUCCAUCAGGGCUCACCAGGGCAAGAUCAGAGACAUGUGGAAAAUGGCCCACAGAGUGUCUUCCCCCCUCAGGAGCAGCAUUAUAACCCUGGCAGUGCCUAUUACCCAAGCUAUGGCCACCUCACCCAGCUAACACAGCCAGAUGGUACCACAGUCACAAGCUAUGGCCGAGGUCUCAGCACCAAAUCAUCGUCUCUGGAUCCAUCAUUCACUCCUUACAGUGGACCCACUUCCCCAUCUUACUCCAUGCCACAGGCUCCAGUCAAAUCUGCCAGCUUCGAUGGCAUCCCGAGGAUGCCUGAGGAAGAAAAUUAUAACCUGGAGGGACUGGUGGCUCAACGGGUGGCAGGAAUACGGUCCCAGGCCACAAGCCCCGAGGGGAUGGGGCCUAGUGCGAGACGCAGAACAGCCAGCGAGGGACAGUAUGAGAACGGUGGAGAGAGUGGCCCCCAGAGCCCCACCGUGCGUUCCCCAGUCCGCUGCGUCUCCCCCGAACUGGCCAGCUCCAUCGCUGCGAACCCAGGAGGACAUCCCCGCGAGCCAAACAUGCACAGCUACAGAGAGGCUUUCGAGGAAAUGGAUGGAGCACCAAUCAGUCCCACCAGUGGGGCAGCCCGCUCCCCCCCAGGACUAGCCAAGACCCCACUCUCCGCCCUGGGCCUGAAACCGCACAAUCCAGCUGAUGUACUUCUCCAGUCAGCAACUCUUGGACAAGAGCCCAGGAGUUACGUGGAGUCUGUGGUGAGGACAGCAGCUGUCGGGGCAAGCGAUCUGCAGGCUCCCUCUCCGCCAUCACAGAGCUACACGGUGGAAGCCCCGAGCAGCAGUGUACCCUGUGACACAUCAUUCACAUCCCCCAACCCCAUUUCAAGCAGCAGCCCCUUACUCAGCAUGGAGAGCUCCUUCAUCGUCAACUCUUCGCCAGGAGAUACCAAUGGACAUGGAGUCAGUACAGCCCACCCAUCUCUGGAUUCUAGUUUGAGAUCGGCCAGUUUCUCUCAGCCAUCCUACACAGAGAGUAGCUAUUUUAACAACAGUCCAUCUAACCAGUCUGCCCUAGGAACAGGCAGCUCCUCAGGAAGCUUUGUGAUGGUGCCAGAGUCUUCCCUAAGCCCAGGAGCACCUCCUCAGGACAGAGCAGCAACUCUGAGCUCCCAGCCCCUACACAGGACAGUGGCCACCAAUACCCCGCCAAGCCCAUCCCUGGGCAGGAGGAUAAUGAGUCCCGGAGCGCCGGGAAGUCCAGGAAUGACCAGGCACCAAGGGAGUGCUCACGGAGUUGGACCCGGCACCUCCAGUAGCCCCAUCCUGUCCCGAUAUCCAGGUAUUCUGAGUGCUAGUGCCCCUGUCACUCCCAGCACCCCCAUCACAGAGCCGUACGGAUUCUCGAGUCCUACAGCACAGCUAGAUCAGCAGUAUCCCACCCUGUCACACCAGGCCAGCUCUACAGGAUACGUCUCACCAGGAACACCGGCAUUCCCCGUCUCACCGGCCUACUAUAACUCCAGCAGCCCGGUGCCAGCUUCCACCUCCAGCCACACAGUGCCCAGUGGCUCCUCACCAUCUCGAAGCUACAUGGUCAUUGGCCCCCAACCUGCCCUGCCGGAGAAGAGGAGAAUGUCGAGCGGGGACCGUGGCACCAGUACAACAAACUAUGCCACCGUCAAUGGCAAGACCACCACUAAUGUGCCGAGCGGAAUCACGAGUCACACUGUCGGGAGCACACCAAGUGUAGCCUUUUCACACACUCUCCCCGACUUCUCCAAACUCUCACUGCAUGGAUUCCUGCUCCUAGGGAGUUUGUCUGCUCUGGUUUAUCAACAUUCGAUAACUCCACUAGCCCUGCCAUGCAAACUUGUAAUCCCGAGCCAAGAUCCAGUGGAUAAAACCCCUGAACCAGCUGUGUCAUCAAACUCUCCAAUGGAGCUGCUGAAACAGGGUGCAGCGUGUAAUGUGCUGUUUGUGAAUUCUGUGGACAUGGAGUCACUGACUGGACCCCAGGCCAUUGCCAAGGCCAUCUCGGAAACGCUGGGAGCCCCCGCACAGCCUGUCGCUACAGUCGUCCAUUUCAAAGUGUCCUCUCAGGGAAUCACCCUGACUGACAACCAGAGGAAGCUAUUCUUCCGCCGUCACUAUCCCAUCAGCAGUGUUACAUUCUGUGACCUCGACCCCCAAGAGAGAAGGUGGACAAAGACUGAUGGAGGGGCGUCAAAGUGA
This is a messenger RNA of Rhincodon typus (whale shark), 4068 nucleotides long. RefSeq names its product tensin-1-like. The transcript is spliced from 18 exons. The record is from RefSeq and is a predicted model, not a curated record. Gene Ontology annotation, molecular function: protein binding. Bases 1 to 4068 code for a protein of 1355 amino acids. Lineage: Eukaryota; Metazoa; Chordata; Chondrichthyes; Orectolobiformes; Rhincodontidae. Gene Ontology annotation, biological process: fibroblast migration.